Molecule: messenger RNA, 477 nt
Organism: Eremothecium gossypii ATCC 10895
Lineage: Eukaryota; Fungi; Ascomycota; Saccharomycetes; Saccharomycetales; Saccharomycetaceae
Gene: ATP16
Product: F1F0 ATP synthase subunit delta
Exons: 1
Coding region: 1-477 (158 amino acids)
Biological process (GO): proton motive force-driven ATP synthesis
Molecular function (GO): proton-transporting ATP synthase activity, rotational mechanism
Source: RefSeq, marked provisional
AUGUUCCGCUUGACCUCCGCCAGAGCUCUGUUCAGGGUUGCCAACGUUGCCGCCAGACGUACGUACGCAGAGGCGGCCGCCGAUGCUUUGAAGUUGAACUUCGCGCUUCCUCACGAAACGCUGUUUGCCGGCACCGCGGUCAAGCAGGUGAACCUGCCUGUCAAGACCGGUCAGAUCGGUAUCCUGGCGAACCACGUGCCGAUUGUGGAGCAGCUGGUCCCAGGUGUCGUGGAGGUGCUGGAGGGCUCGGAGUCCAAGAAGUUCUUCGUCUCGGGCGGGUUCGCCACAGUGCAGCCCGACUCCACCCUAUCCAUCACGUCCGUGGAGGCCUUCCCUCUAGACUCGUUCUCUGCGGAGAACGUGCGCGCGCUCUUGGCUGAGGCCCAGAAGAACGCCGGCGCCGCCGACAGCCGCGUUGCCGCGGAGGCGUCCAUCCAGAUCGAGGUUCUGGAAGCAUUGCAGGCCGCGUUGAAAUGA